Dicentrarchus labrax (European seabass) is the source of this 1645-nucleotide messenger RNA. RefSeq names its product alpha-crystallin B chain-like. The coding region runs from base 27 to 626 and encodes 199 amino acids. The record is from RefSeq and is a predicted model, not a curated record. Gene Ontology annotation, biological process: protein refolding; response to heat. Gene Ontology annotation, molecular function: protein folding chaperone. NCBI's taxonomy places the organism in Eukaryota, Metazoa, Chordata, Actinopteri, Moronidae. The transcript has 3 exons.
CGUGAACAGAGACAGCGCCGGGUGUGAUGGGAGGGAAAAGGCCUAUAAAUGCGGUGCAGGAGAGCACGUCAGACCAAGUCAAACCUCCCUCUCACCCAUCGUUUUUACAUCUUGUCUGGAAUCUCAUCAUGGAUAUCCCCAUCCAGUAUCCCUGGUACCGUCGGGCCUUCCCACAUCGACUCUCUGACCUCUCCUUGGCAGAACCUCUCACUGAUUGGCCACUUAUCUGGCCCUUGCCCUGGUCCUUUCCCUGGAUGCGCCCCUCAUUCAUGCGCUGGUUCAACUGGUCCGACAAUGGCCCCAGUGAGAUGCGGAUUGAAAAGGAUCGUUACGUCAUUUAUCUGGAUGUGAAGCAUUUCUCCCCUGACGAGCUGUCUGUCAGUGUCAGUGACGAGUUUAUCACAGUACAUGCCAAGCAUGAAGACAGAAAGGACGACCACGGCUUUGUGUCAAGAGAGUUUCUGAGGAAGUACAGGCUCCCAAAUGGCAUAUUAAGUGCUGAUGUCACCUCCAGUCUGUCAUCUGAUGGUGUGCUUACAAUCACUGCACCUCGGUCAUCUGCUGUGGGCGAAGAGCGCAUUAUUCCUAUUGCCUGUGAAGAUGGAACACCGAAACAAAAAAUGUAGAGCAGAGUCUGAUGCUCCGUACACUGUUUCACUACUAACCCCAAGUGCUGCCUGUUAGUAUGUUUAACCUGUUACAGUUUUGUUGGCUGUUCAGUAUACAUAUACCGUACAGUAGUUGGGGCAUACAGGUCUAGAUGUCUAUAAGUCCAAGUGCCUUCUAAUAAACCAGUAUCUAAUUCCUAACUCACUGUUAUUAUUAUCUCUGCAAGACAAUGGUGCUUUAAAACCAAAGGCUAAUAUGUUGUGCAUGUGUAACAAAGUCUAUUUGAACUUUGAAUUGACACAUUGGAGUGAGCUGCAGGAUAAUGAACUCCUGAGAGUUCAUUUCCCUAUUCCUCUCUGCCCAAAAUAUUCACACCACUACAAGGGCAUGUAAUCAGAUUUUGAAAAGCAUUUCCUUUGAAUGUUAUUUAAAGUUUACUGGCCUGCAGUCUAGUGAGAAAAAAUGUAAGCCUUUGUUACUUAAACCCAAGUUAGCUUUCAGCACCUGUUAAUUUUAUAGGGAAAUGCUAAAAUGUCAAUGUGAGGAAUUGGAAAUUGUGCACAGAAGAUGACAGCAGACUAAAACUAGUUAAAAUCAGUUGUAUCUACAGUACACAGUAUUGUCUGACUGGGUAUGAGUAAGAUGACAGCUGUGCUUUGUUUAUUCUUUGAGAAUAGUUUCUGUAUGUGUGAGGAAAAGGGAGUUCUCCGAAGGCAUAUACAGUCACUAAAAAAAAGCCACCAAAGGACCUGGGACCAGGUGUGCACUCAUUGAGAGGAAGAAUGAGGGUGAAUGAGCAGGAGGGAAUGUAGUGGACGAGGGAGGAGACAGACAGCUUUUUACACUGGGCUCCUUUUCCACUGGGGAGCAUGGCCUCUGAGCUGCUAAGGAAUGUGUGAAUGUAUGUGAGAGUGAGUGCAUUAUGUGCUUGUAGAUGCAAGAAUUACAGCUCUAUCAUUCCUUCAUAUUGGCAACAACCCUCUGGCAUAUUAACACAGACAACAACAGAUAGAAUAAAUCAUGAAACUUAAAAUCA